This is a messenger RNA of Colletotrichum godetiae, 1611 nucleotides long. Its product is annotated as major facilitator superfamily domain-containing protein. Gene Ontology annotation, cellular component: membrane. The coding region runs from base 1 to 1611 and encodes 536 amino acids. Gene Ontology annotation, molecular function: transmembrane transporter activity. Gene Ontology annotation, biological process: transmembrane transport. NCBI's taxonomy places the organism in Eukaryota, Fungi, Ascomycota, Sordariomycetes, Glomerellales, Glomerellaceae. The record is from RefSeq and is a predicted model, not a curated record. The transcript has 2 exons.
AUGGAUCCGUCCGAGCCGUCCCCCCGCGCCGGCUUCCGAGCCUUCCAGAGACCUCCGCCGCCAAAAUGGAGGCGGCCCUCCUCCGGUGAUGGCGGCUUUGGCGGUGCCCUCGGCGGGGUAGUCUACAAAGCCGGCUCGCGUCUCAAUGCCGCCUUGGCUCCGUUCCGGGCCCGGUCGCCGCGGAUUAUCAUUCUCAUGCUGGCCCUGCUGAAGUUCGCCAUUACUAUUAAGGCCAUGAUGCUCAUGCUCCCCAUGAUGAGGCUCAUUGAGGAUGAUAUAUGCCACAAGCACUAUAAGACUAGCCCCGCAGAAAUUAUCCCGGAGAUGAAGUGCAAGGUCGACGAGGUGCAGAAGCAGCUCGCCUGGCUGAGCGGGUGGCAGUCUCUCAUCGGUGCCGUCGUCAACUUUCUCGUUGCCUUUCCUUACGGUGUCUUAUCAGAUAGUAUCGGCCGCAAGGCAGGCCUCAUCUUCGCCUACGUCGGCACCAUCGCCGCCUUCAGCUGGUCCCCCUUCAUCCUAGCCCACUUCCCCAAACUCAGCAUCUACUACCUCUUCUUCGGCUCCUGCUUCUUUUUCUUCGGCGGCGGCAUCGUCGUCGUCUUCAAUAACGUCUACGCCAUGGCCGCCGACAUCAGCACCGAAAAGGACCGCGCCUCAAACUUUGUCAUCCUCUCCGUCGGCGCUGUCGUUGGCGGCGUCAGCGGUCACGUAUCUGCCGGCUUCCUCAUGGAGAAGUUCGGCCCAUGGGUGCCGAUCCGUCUAGUCUUCGUGCUUACUCCGCUCGUCUUCCUCAUCAUCUUGCUCUUGCCCGAGACCCUGCGCGUCAAGCUCAACAGCGGGAACGAACCGCCGAAACCGCAGCUGUCGCUGAGCGAUGCCAUCAGGGAAGGCUUCCUCAAAGGCUUGGUCCAGCUCAAGGACUCCCUCGCGAUUCUCAACAAUCGCAACAUCCUUCUCUGCCUUGUUCCCUCACUCGUUGGCAACCCAAUCAUGACGGCAAACUCCUCUACACUACCGCAGUACGUGAGCAAGAACUUUGGCUGGACCCUCGCCCAGACCAGCUUCCUCCUCUCCCCGCUGGGCUUCCUGCACCUCGGCACCCUCAUCCUCCUCCCUUGGAUCUCGAAAAUCGUCGUUGAUCCCCGCGGCCGCUUCCGCCGCACUGGCUUCGGUAAGGACGCCCUCCUCGCCAAGGCAUCCUACAUCAUGAUCGCAGUCGGCGCCCUCCUCGAGGCUUUCAGCCGGGAGAUCGUCGUCUUCCUCUUGGGUCUCGUCUUCCAGACCUUUGGUUCGGCCCACAACCCGCUCGCGCGCGCCAUGAUCACCGAGUUUGUCGAUCCGGAGCACACAUCCCGGCUGUACGCGCUCACGAGCAUGGUCGACACCAUCGGCUCGCCGCUUGGCGGGCCGGUACUGGCGUGGGCCUUCUCGCUCGGGCUGGAGAAGAAGGGGCUGUGGAAAGGUUUGCCAUGGUUCUACGUUGCGCUCUUGGCGUCCUUGACGUGGGCAGCGCUGAUGCUUGUGGAAGAGCCGAAGAAGAAGGGACCUAUCCACUUAGAGAGCGAGAGCGCUCUAGAAGGAUUGGACUAUGAGUCAGGGGCGGAGGAUUAA